Serendipita indica DSM 11827 is the source of this 906-nucleotide messenger RNA. The record is from the annotation of a GenBank genome assembly. Lineage: Eukaryota; Fungi; Basidiomycota; Agaricomycetes; Sebacinales; Serendipitaceae.
AUGCUUCCACCUAUGACAGAGACUCCCGACGACGUUCUGCAACAAGUAGUAGAGCACCAGAAAAGGGCGCCUCAGAUCCAUGAUGUCCUUGAUGCGAGUCUCAAGACAUUUCUACUCCUCGAGCCAUGGCUGGCGGCUAGUUCCGAGCACCAAAAGGUGAAAGAGCUAUUGCCUAGGAUCCGCAAUCAGGUCGUGAAGCACUGCGAGACACUGGAUGUUUCGCUCAUAGCCGCCGAGAGCGGCUGGCACAUGGCGGAUAAUGCAAUAACAGUCUUUGGUGAACUCUCGAGUCGCACGGCUUCAGCCGACGAUAUUCGAGUCAAUCGCAUUGAUUUCAGAGAGAUCAGGCCAAACCGGCGAGUCUCGCUGCAGUCUGCAAAGAAGGAAUUGGAAGAUACAAGAAACAGAGUAGAGGAAGAAAAGAAGGAACACAUAAGGAACAUAACUCAAACCCAGACCCAUCAUCAUGGUGUCUCAGGUAUGGUCGAGGGCAUAGUAAGAAAGAUUAAGGGUCGGCCGAAGAAUACCUCUUACAUCCUCGUCUCCCUUCCUAUACUGCUUCCAAUCAUGGCAGGGCGCAUUGAUUGGGACGAGCGGAUCAAGCAUAUGAGAGAACGUGAUCACAAAUAUUAUACCUGUGAACAGGCAAUCAACCAGCUAGAAGCUGGAAUUACUCAUAUACAAUUGCUCGAGCACUAUAUUGAUGGGCUUGCGAGAUACUGGGCUGCACUCGACAUGACGAUGAAAGCAAUAUCUGUUCGUCUGGAAUCACUACAAAAGAACCCUAAAUCUCGCAUGGCGUUCAGCGAUCUGCGCAAAAAGUACGAAGGUAUUAAAAAGGAUUUCUUCGAUUAUAUGACUGGAAUUCAGAAGGUUCAGGAUUAUGUCAAAGCUCAGUUGAAGUGA